AUGGGUUGGUUAUUGGAUUCGGAUAAUUGGGACACCUUAAAAAUCCUUAUGCUGCGAUUAGUUAACCAUGACCCUUUUACUGAUGAUGAGAGAAAGUACAUUGAUAAUUGGGUUGCUACCAAACGAGAAGCAGGUGGUACCAUAAAUUGGACAUCCUGUCAAAGAGACAUGGAAAUGUCUUUUAAUAAAUUACAUUCCACUAAUAAAAUCAAAAACGCAUGGAAUUCUAAACAUAAUAAACAAAAAUCAACUCAAAAGAAAGUCGUACGCAAACAAAAACAAAAACAAAAACGAAACCGAAACCGAAUUGUAUGUGAAAGUAAUGAAAUUGAAAAACUUUCUGUUCAAGUUACAACCACCUCUCAUCAAUUUCCUGUGAAAGAUGAUGUUAGUCAUUUCGCUCAAUCACUUUUAAAUGGUAUUGAUAAUAUUGGUGUCACACCUUCACCAACCAUUAUUGAACCAAAAUUCUUUCAACCCCACGCCCCACAAUUAUUACCAAAUUCUUCUGAAUUUGGUAUCUAUAAUAAUUAUAAUAAUAAUAGUAAUAGUUUUACACACAUACCCGCUAUUCAACCAAAAUUUCAAUUUCAACCUUAUCUCCCAACUAUAGUGAUGAAACCUAUAUUUUAG
This is a messenger RNA of Rhizophagus irregularis DAOM 181602=DAOM 197198, 633 nucleotides long. The record is from RefSeq and is a predicted model, not a curated record. Lineage: Eukaryota; Fungi; Glomeromycota; Glomeromycetes; Glomerales; Glomeraceae.